Penicillium brevicompactum is the source of this 1587-nucleotide messenger RNA. RefSeq names its product sugar porter family MFS transporter. The record is from RefSeq and is a predicted model, not a curated record. Gene Ontology annotation, biological process: carbohydrate transport; transmembrane transport. Gene Ontology annotation, cellular component: membrane. Gene Ontology annotation, molecular function: carbohydrate:proton symporter activity. Bases 1 to 1587 code for a protein of 528 amino acids. Lineage: Eukaryota; Fungi; Ascomycota; Eurotiomycetes; Eurotiales; Aspergillaceae. The transcript has 5 exons.
AUGUUCAAAUCUUCAAAACCUUAUUUCGGCCUUCGAGGUGGAUGGCUAACCUUCUGGAUCACGUUGGCCUGCGGUGCUGACAUGACGCUCUAUGGAUAUGAUCAAGGAGUCUUCAGUGGAGUCGUGAUCUCACAAGACUUUCUUCAGCUACAUGGCCUUGCAGCGUCAUCAAAAGCGUCAUUACUGGGAACAGUCGCUGCCAUUUAUGAUGUCGGUUGCUUUCUGGGAUCUUUGUCUGCUUACUGGCUUGGAGAACGCCUAGGCCGUAGAAAUACGGUGCUGGUAGGCACCAGUGUCAUGACAAUCGGGGCUGUUUUACAAGCCUCGUCCUAUAGCCUGGGUCAUAUGAUGGCUGGUCGUAUCAUUGCAGGCAUUGGUAACGGGCUAAAUACAUCGACUGCACCCAUCUGGCAGGUUGAAACUUCCAAGGUUGAGCUACGAGGUAAAUUGGUCAUCCUAGAGAAUGUCUUGGUACUUGUGGGAUUCUCGCUUGCGAAUUGGCUCAACUACGGUUUUUCGUUCGCAAAUGGACCAGUAUCUUGGCGGUUCCCUCUUUCAUUUCAACUCAUAUUCAACAUAAUCUUAUUUUGCACAGUGCCAUGGCUCCCCGAGUCCCCUAGAUGGCUCGUUGCCCAUGGACGCUCGGACGAAGCUCUGCAAAUAAUUGCUGAUCUCGAAGCAAAGGAAAUCACCGAUCCUUUUGUUCAGCUUCAGUUGAGUCAGAUUCUCUACAGUGUGGAGUACGAGCAAGCAAACAGUAUAAGCUUUGGCGACAUUUUGCGCAGACGAGGCCAUGAGAAGGCAGGCACAAAAACAGUCCGUCGACUUAUACUUGGAAUGGGUGCACAGGCAAUGCAGCAAUUCUCGGGAAUUAACGUCACUUCUUAUUAUUUACCAACAGUAUUGACAAAGUCCGUGGGACUGGACGAAUCUCUAGCGAGGCUUCUCACAGCCUGCAACAGCGUUCAAUAUCUUCUCUUUUCCUUGAUCGGCAUUCCCAACGUGGAGCGAUGGGGACGUCGAAUAUUGUUGAUGUUUGGUGCGGCAGGAAUGUGUUUCUGCUAUAUCUUCAUCACGGCUCUUAUAAGGUACAAUGAGAUGCCCGAAUAUCCCCAUCGACAAGAGGUGGCUUCUGCAUCUGUUGCCUUUUUCUUCUUAUACUAUGUGUUUUUCGGGAUUGGCAUGCAAGGAGUACCAUGGUUGUAUCCGACUGAAAUUAACUCACUCACCAUGCGGACUAAAGGUGCUGCACUAGGAGCUGCUACUAACUGGAUUUUCAAUUUUAUGGUUGUUGAAAUUACUCCAAUCGGGAUUGAAAAUUUGGGCUGGCGCUUUUAUAUUGUUUGGGUUGCCUUGAACGCGGCUAUGAUACCUGUGAUCUAUGUCUUUUAUCCGGAGACAGCCGGUCGCACAUUGGAGGAUAUGGACGACUACUAUCGUGGCAACCCGCCUCUUUUUGCAUGUCUUGACAAGGAGGCGACCUCCAGCAAACGACCCAAGAAAUAUGAAGCCCGAGAUGAACAUAUCAUCCGGGAAAAGGAAGAACCAGCGAUGCAUUUGGAGGUUGCUGAGAAGGUUGAACCUUGA